GCCUCUCGUCUCCGCUGGAAUAAUUAACCAGCCCUUUGACGGAAGCGGUACGUUUUUAUUUCCGACAGAAAUUUCUUUUUAAAGGAGCUUUAAAAACGGCGAAGUGACAGCGGACGGGCUGCUCCUUUAAUGUGAAAGGAGGCAUCAGUUCGAAGGGCACUAAGGAAAACAAAAACGCCCGCUAGCCUAAACACCGAAGUGGAGAGAAAAAAAGAAGCGCUGUCAUCAUUCCACUGAAGAUUAGAAACCAGAACAAUCGGCUGCUCGAUGGGGAUUAAAAGAAGAGCUCCCACUUGCGUCUCCUUAAGACCUGCUUGUUGCCAGUAUUCUCUCUUCAGCUUCUCUUCCUUAGAAAUUAUGAAACUUGUAUUAACUGAAUGGCAAUUAUUAUGGAUUUUUAAUUGUAGUAGACAGUAAAACCCAUGUUUAAAAGCCAUAUGUGUUCAUUUAUCACUACCAAAUUCUUCAUGUUUCAACACAAUUUUAUAAAAAUCUCUACUGACAUCAAGGAGUACAAUCACAAAGUUUUUCAAAUAGUUUCUUGGGAGAAAGACGAGAUACAUGAAGACUAAAUACAUAAAGGCACACGAAGAAAACUACAAGGCCACACUGUGCAAUCUUUAAAAAAUUAUCUCAAGAGAAUAUUCAUAAAUUAUAUAUGUAUAUAGAAUAAAAGUUAUUUUAAAAGAGCUCUAUAUUUUGUAUGCGGAAAACAAUGGCUCCACAGAAUACUGAUCAGGAUGCUAUACAAGUGAAUGAUUUAUCACUUACCCAGCUGAAAAAGCAAAAGCCAAGUGAUGGAAAAGAGAUUGAUAGCCAAGAUGAAACUGUGAGUGAAGGCUCCAUUGACCGGAUACCACUGCAGAGGUGGGUGAUGCACGGAGCAGUGAUGUUUGGACGAGAGUUCUGCUACGCUAUGGAGACUGCCCUUGUCACACCUGUGUUAUUGCAAAUUGGUCUUCCAGAGCAGUACUACAGCCUGACAUGGUUCCUUAGUCCUAUUUUGGGUUUGAUCUUCACUCCUGUCAUUGGCUCAGCAAGCGACCGCUGUACCUUGCGAUGGGGCCGCAGGCGGCCAUUCAUCCUUGCACUCUGUGUUGGAGUCCUUUUAGGAGUGGCACUUUUUCUGAAUGGAUCUGUUAUAGGUUUAGCUAUUGGAGAUAUUCCAAACAAGCAACCCAUUGGAAUUGUUCUUACAGUGUUGGGAGUGGUGGUGCUGGAUUUUUGUGCAGAUGCUACUGAAGGUCCUAUUCGGGCCUAUUUGCUGGAUGUGGCAGACACUGAGGAGCAAGACAUGGCCCUUAAUAUCCACGCUUUCUCAGCAGGUUUAGGAGGGGCUGUAGGAUAUAUGCUGGGUGGUUUGGACUGGACUCAAACAUUUCUAGGUCACAUUUUCAAGUCUCAAGAGCAAGUACUGUUCUUCUUUGCUGCUAUCCUGUUUACAGGGUCUGUGGGACUGCACCUUUUUAGUAUUGAGGAGCAACAAUACAGUCCACAACAGGACCGACUGGAUGAAGAGGCAGACACUGUGUCUCCAUCUCAGGCCAAUGGAGGUAUGGCUGUCCCUGCUUUGCCACGUUUGAACAUUAUAGGAGAGGAAGAGCCCUACAGAUACUUUGAAGUGCGUUCAGAACACAAUCUAGACUUGGAUUUUCUUGAAGUGGAAAUUGUCCGUAGCAAGAGUGAUUCUGUACUUCAUGUGGCAGAUGCUACAUUAGACAUGGAGCCUGAUCUGCAGUUCCUGUAUGAGAUUGAGCCAUCUAUCUUUCAGGAUCACUUAUCCUCUUACCACAGCACUCCACAUCGUCGUAGUAGCAGCAUUAGCAGUCGGGAUCUACUACAGGCUAAAUUCCACCGUUUGUCAGCUUUUCUCCAUGAAAAUGAAAAGGAUGGAGAAGAAAUGCUUCUAGAUAAUCAGCUCAAUGAAGCCAAGGCUCCUAUCAAUGGCAAGGAAAUUUCUGAAACAGCUAAUGAUAAUGGCAUUAAUGGUGGACUGACCCACAUUGGCAUGAAACAGUCAAAUACAUCAGCAUCUAUGCGCCGACGUCGACACAUGUUCUAUCGCCAGCCAUCAUGCACUUUCUCCUACUAUGGCAAAGUUGGCUCACACCGCUACCGCUUUCGCAGAGCUAAUGCUGUUGUCCUUAUAAAGUCUUCUCGCAGUAUGAAUGAUAUUUAUGAUAUACAGAAGCGUCUGAAGAAGCAACGGCAAAGACAGCGCCACCAGAGUGGGAAUACUAAUUCUAGCGGAGACACAGAGAGUGAAGAAGGAGAGACUGAAACCACUGUGCGUCUACUUUGGCUUUCAAUGCUCAAGAUGCCGCGUGAAUUAAUGCGCUUGUGCCUUUGCCAUCUUCUAACCUGGUUUUCAAUCAUUGCUGAAGCUGUUUUCUACACUGACUUCAUGGGUCAAGUCAUUUAUGAAGGGGAUCCAAAGGCAUCCACCAAUUCCACAAAGCUGCAGAAUUAUCAUACUGGUGUUCAGAUGGGAUGUUGGGGGCUGGUUAUCUAUGCUGCUACUGCUGCUAUCUGUUCAGCUGUGUUACAAAAAUACCUUGAUAACUAUGAUCUUGGCAUUAAAGUCAUCUACAUUCUGGGAACGCUGUGCUUCUCAGUUGGUACAGCAGUGAUGGCCAUUUUUCCCAAUGUGUAUGUUUCCAUGGUGAUGAUUAGUACCAUGGGCAUCAUCUCAAUGAGCAUCUCCUAUUGCCCUUACGCACUCUUGGGACAGUACCAUGAAAUCAAAGAGUAUAUCCAUCACAGUCCUGGUAACUCAAAGCGAGGCUUUGGAAUUGAUUGUGCCAUCCUGUCCUGUCAAGUUUACAUCUCCCAGAUCUUGGUGGCAUCAGCCCUGGGUGGUGUGGUGGAGGCGGUAAACAGUGUGAGAGUCAUUCCAGUGGUGGCAUCUAUAGGCUCUUUCCUGGGUUUUCUCACCUCUGCCUUUUUAGUCAUCUACCCUCAAGAUAUGGAGGACUCAAAGGAAGAAUUGCAGAAAGCACUGACUCCGUCUGAAAGCAAAAUGAAUGACGGUGAUUCUUUAGAGAAGCCUACAGUCCUGCAGCUCAGCUGCAAGGCAUCUGCUGGGACUUCAGAAGUGCAGUGUGAAUCAACACUGUGACAUGUUACUAGGGCAGCAGACAAGGAUAAAGAUCAUUCCAGUCUCGAAAGAAAUUUGACAAAGUAAAAAUCUAUAGUAUUUGGUGAUUUACUACCUGAGAAAGAAACAAUACAAAUAAUAAUGGCAUGAUUUCCAUUCUGGUGACUUUAAUGUAGCUGCAUCAGCUAAUAUUUCUGUAAGGCAUGAUGUGUCAGAAAUAUAAUGUCAGUGAUUAAGUAAGAGAACAGUGCAUCCUACAGAGAUUGAUUGUAUAAUUACUUGCAUUUCAUACUGCUUUUUCAGUUUUUGUGAUAGCAUACCAAAAGAAAAAAGUUCUUCAAUCUAAGAUCUUUAAAAAUAAACUGGAAAAUAAUAUCUAAUGCAUGCAUUUUAAUCAAAAAUAGUCUUCAUUAACUAAUAAAUAUGGCUGUCAAUAUUAAAAGUUUAUAUUUUACAUUUAAAGUUUAAAUGUAUUUUGAAAAUGAUAAAUAUAUAUUCACAUACGUAUACAGUAUAAAUCUUUAGAAUUGUACAUAGCAUGUAUCUGGGUUUUGAAACCCUUUAGAUUGAAGAAUCACAUCCUAACAUGCUGCAUGGGAGUUCUGACUCUUACCUGUAGUCUGACUCAGGUUGCCACAUUUUACUUGGGGGUACUGGACAGUACAGAGCAGAACAACUGACUCAGCUCUGCACCCUUGGGCCUCCAUUGUAUUUUUAAAUUGAUUUCACUAAACUGUUU
This is a messenger RNA of Polypterus senegalus (gray bichir), 3836 nucleotides long. RefSeq names its product solute carrier family 45 member 4. Gene Ontology annotation, molecular function: sucrose:proton symporter activity. The record is from RefSeq and is a predicted model, not a curated record. Gene Ontology annotation, biological process: transmembrane transport. The transcript is spliced from 8 exons. NCBI's taxonomy places the organism in Eukaryota, Metazoa, Chordata, Cladistia, Polypteriformes, Polypteridae. Gene Ontology annotation, cellular component: membrane. The coding region runs from base 704 to 3118 and encodes 804 amino acids.